GCAUCAAAGGGGAAACUUUUUGGUGAGAUAGUGCAACUGACGGAAAAGCUGCGUAGAGUGGUGAAUCUAUUUUCUGUGGAGAGAAGUUGGCUAGCAGUCUCUGAUGGGGUGAAUCGAGGGGUGGCCGAUCUCUUCGACAGAAGAUAAAAGGAGAACGGGAGAGGUCAAACGCACGGUGCUUUGUUUCCUUGUAUAUAUGGAGCGGUGACCUUCCACGAGCCGAGUAGGAUUGAGGAUGAGAGCGGCACAAUCGGAGCAGCCUCGGCUCGGUGAUCCCGAUGAAGCACAGCAAGUUCGCACAGGGGGGUGGAUCACCUUCCCCUUCAUCUUAGUAAGCAAUCUGGGGCUGGGGCUGGCUUUGUCGGGAGCAACAGCCAACCUCAUCGUGUACUUAGUCGAGGAGUACAACGUGAAGAGCAUCGACGCCGCCCAGAUUGGGAACAUCGUCAGCGGCAGCACCAACCUUGCACCCGUGGUCGGGGCCAUCGUCUCAGAUGCCUUCUUUGGUUGCUACCCUGUUAUUGUCUCCUCCUCUAUCAUCUCCCUGCUGGCGGUGGUUCUGUUGACGCUGACCGCCGCCGUCCGGUCGCUGCAGCCACCGCCAUGCGCAUUCGGCUCCGACGCCUGCGAGGCGCCGACGGCGGGUCAGAUGGCGUUCCUCUUCACGGCGGUGGCGCUGGUGGCCGUCGGGGCUGGCGGGUCGCGGUUCAACAUUCUCGCCAUGGGAGGAGGCCAGUUCGACGAGGUUCGGGACCAGGUCAUUUUCUUCAACUGGUACUUCAUCGUCCUCUACGUUUCGGCCGUGGUCGGCUCCACCGUCCUCGUCUUCGUGGAGGACAGCGUCAGCUGGACUCUGGGCUACGCACUGUGCACCGUCGCCAACGCCGUCGCCGUGGUCGUCCUCCUCCUCGGUACCAAGUACUACAGAAGGCCUGCCGCCCAAGGAAGCCCAUUCACCGGCAUGGCUCGAGUUAUCGUUGCCGCCUUCAAGAAAUGGAACGUGAAGGUGUCACAGCAGAACCCAAGUUAUUACUACGGUUCAGGUGGGGAUGACGAUCCUAACAGUGAUGUUCCGACUCAAAGCCUCAGGUUUCUGAACCGCGCUGCAUGGAUCUGCCAUGGCAACACGCGGGCCGACGGCUCCAUCGCCAGGCCAUGGAGCCUCUGCACCGUCCGACAAGUGGAGGAUCUCAAGGCCAUCGUCCGCGUGCUCCCUCUCUGGAGCGCCUCCAUCUUCCUCAGCAUCUCCAUCGGCAUCCAACUCAGCCUCAGCGUGCUGCAAGCCCUCACCAUGGACCGAUCUCUGGGCCCCCACUUCUCCAUCCCCGCCGGCUCCAUGGUCGUCUCCUCCUUCGCCACCACCACGGUAUCUCUCUUCCUCCUCGACCGCCUCCUCCUCCCCCUCUGGUGCCGGCUCGCCGGCCGCCCCUCGACCCCGCUCCAGCGCAUCGGCCUCGGCCAAGUCAUCAACGCGGCCGGCAUGGCCACGUCGGCUCUGGUGGAGCGGCGGCGCGCGGCCGUCGUGCACGCGCACCACGCGGAGGGCCAGCCCGGGUGGGUCGUGCCGAUGACAGCGCUCUGGCUGGUGCUGCCGCUGGCGGUGACCGGGGUGGGGGAGGCGCUGCACUUCCCGAGCCAGGUGGCGCUGUACUACCAGGAGUUCCCGCAGUCGCUGCGGAGCACGGCGACGGGGAUGGUUGCCGUGCUCAUCGCGCUCGGCUUCUACCUCAGCACCGCCGUCGUAUCCUUGGUUCGACGGGCCACGGGGUGGCUGCCGGACAACAUAAACGGCUCCAAGAUGGAGAACGUGUAUUGGCUGCUGACAGCGUUGACAAUGGUCAACUUCGUAUACUACUUAACGUGUGCAAUGCUCUACAAGUAUCGAAGUGCUCCCAAGGAGGCAGAUGGUGUCGCUGCAAAUGAAGGAGGUCACUGAUCUCCAUGUAAUAGCGUUGCUUGUUGAUGUUCAUGAGAUCAUUAGACCAUUAUUGCCUAUGAAUUAUUGUAUGCAUUUUGAGGACUUGUUCUCCAUCACAUCAUGAGAAAAUAUUCUGAAUA
This is a messenger RNA of Musa acuminata AAA Group (dessert banana), 2058 nucleotides long. RefSeq names its product protein NRT1/ PTR FAMILY 2.7-like. The record is from RefSeq and is a predicted model, not a curated record. Gene Ontology annotation, biological process: oligopeptide transport; transmembrane transport. Gene Ontology annotation, molecular function: transmembrane transporter activity. Gene Ontology annotation, cellular component: plasma membrane. NCBI's taxonomy places the organism in Eukaryota, Viridiplantae, Streptophyta, Magnoliopsida, Zingiberales, Musaceae. The coding region runs from base 236 to 1936 and encodes 566 amino acids. The transcript is spliced from 4 exons.